This is a messenger RNA of Sodiomyces alkalinus F11, 3527 nucleotides long. RefSeq lists its product as hypothetical. Gene Ontology annotation, biological process: regulation of DNA-templated transcription. The record is from RefSeq and is a predicted model, not a curated record. The transcript has 3 exons. Gene Ontology annotation, molecular function: zinc ion binding; transcription cis-regulatory region binding; DNA-binding transcription factor activity, RNA polymerase II-specific. Lineage: Eukaryota; Fungi; Ascomycota; Sordariomycetes; Glomerellales; Plectosphaerellaceae. The coding region runs from base 71 to 3181 and encodes 1036 amino acids. Gene Ontology annotation, cellular component: nucleus.
CCUUCCGACAUCCCGCGAAACCCUCGACCUGGCCGAUGCCUCCGAUUCCCUUCACGGUUUCGUCGACAACAUGAAUCAAGAUGAAGCCGUAGUCGAUCCAGCGUUGCGAGCUCCCUAUCCAAUCCUAGUUGCAGCAGAAUCAGAAGAGCAGCAGAAGCAGCCGAAAGCACCAUCUUCUUCCCGUCCUCCCGUCGUCUCCGAUGCUGCCGAGCCGGCCGAUGCCGCAGAUGGCCCCGCGACCAUCUCUGCCACACUUGCUCCUCAAGAAGGAGCCGCCGUCGAAGGAAUGUCGGUAAAACCCGGCCAAGCUGACGAGGAUCAAGGCGACUCCCACGACGACAAGGCAGCAAACGGCCAACAACUCCACGCAUCUCCGGGAGGGGCGGAAGACGCGAGACGACCUCGGGCCUGCGAGUCAUGUCGCGGUCUGAAAGUGCGAUGCGUACCUGAUGUUUCCGAUCCGGAAGGUCAAGGUCCGUGUGCGCGCUGCAGGAAGGCGAAGCGCAACUGCAUCGUCACGGUGCCGACGAGGAAGAGGCAGAAGAAGACGGAUAGUCGGGUUGCGGAGCUUGAGAAGAAGAUCGAUGCGUUGACGGCGAGCUUACAUGUCAGGACGAGUGGAGGAGCUGGCCCCGAGAUGCAUCAGCCCGUAGCCGGGGGGGAUACGGCGUCUUACCCUGGCGGUGGUUGGAGGAAUGUCGAAGGUCAAACACCCGUUAAGCAGUCUUUGCGGCCUGGGCCUGAUAUUGUGGGAGAUGACACGAACGAAAACACCACCGCCACCAACAACAACAACAACAACAACAACAACAACAACAACAACAACAACAACAACAACAACAACAACAACAACAAAAUAAACGAAAAUACGACCGGAGAGACGUGCGACCACCCUCCAUGCGACACGCCGCCAUAUCGCGCCGGCCAGAAGAGGAAGCUAUCAGAGCGAGACGAGACAUCCGUCGAUCCUGAGCCUCGUCCCCCACCACCGAUACGGAUGGACAGCGAAUACGAAGACGUCAUAACCAAGGGCAUCUUGGCUAUGGAAAAGGCCACUGAGCUCUUUACACGCUAUACCACGCGCAUGGUGAAGCACCUGCCGGCCGUCGUGUUCCCCCCGACUUUGUCGGUAACCGACCUCAGGAGGACCAAACCGCUGCUCUUCCUGGCCAUCGUGACGGCGGCCUCGGGGGAGACGCCGUGCCUGCAGCGCCAGCUCUGCCGGGAACUGAUGCAGAUCCUGGCGCAGAAGAUCAUCAUCGCGGGCGAGAAGAGCCUCGAAAUCGUGCAGGCCCUGCACGUUACUGUCAUCUGGUACAUCCCGCCCGAGCACUUCGAGGAGCUCAAGUUCUACCAGCUCGUGCACAUGGCCGGCGUCAUGGCCAUCGACAUUGGCCUGGGCCGCAGGACGCCCGGUCGUAGGUAUCUGCCGCUGGGCGUGUACGCGCUGCGUAAGAGCCCCUACAGGCGGAGUCUCAUGCCCGACCCGACGUCCCUGGAGGCCCGCAGGGCGUGGCUUGGGUGCUACCUCCUCUCCAUGCAUGUUGCCGUCGCGACGCAGCGGCCCAUACUGCUGCGGUGGACCCGGUUUACCUCCGAGUGCGUGGACAUGCUGGAGACGUCGCCCGAUGCGGCGCCUACCGACCGGUUUCUCUGCGCCAUGGUGCGCACUCAUCGCCUGGCGGAGGAUAUCGCGCUGCAGCUCAACCUCGAGGAUGCCGAGCAGACGAUCAACUUCAACGAACCGAGGAUUCUGUUCUCUCUCCGUAAACUGGAAAACGAUCUGGAGUCGUAUUUUCAGUCCGUACCCAAGGAGAUACUACAGCCGACCCUCAAAAUCGCCUUUGGAAUCGUCUCCUUGCAUCUCCACGAAAUUUGCAUCAACCCAGACCCUUGCCACGAUUCGACCACGCCCUCGCCUCCGUCUGGCUCUACGAACACCGCCACCCAGCGGCCCCCGGGCCUCCCAGACGCGCAGGCCUUGACCAGCUUCCAGGUCAACUUCUUCUCUGCCUGUCUUACGGCCAUCAAUACCAUCAUCGAGACCUUCCUGGGCAUGGACGUCGCCACCAUCCGCUGCCUGCCCGUCUUCAACUUCACCCGUGUUGCCUACACCCUCGUGGUCCUCCUGCGGAUCUACUCCGCCGUGACGACCCCUGGAACGGGCCUGGCGACCAUCAUCAACAAGGACGACAUCCGCGUCGACUAUUACAUGGACGCCGUGCUCGACAAGUUCCGCGCCGUGGCUGCCGAGGACAAGAGCCGACCCGCCGCCAAAUUUCUCAUGAUCAUCGCUAUGCUCAGGGGAUAUCACUCCCAGCGGCCGAAGGCCGGGGAUGGCGGCCUUUGCCUCUUCAAGCUGGAUAGUGUUUGCCCGGAGGACGAUCCGUCGUCGGUCCCCUCGGGAUCGAAGGAGCCGGCCGCCUCGGGAGAUCCAAGGCCGUUCAUACCUCCGUCUUCACAGCAGCAGACGCAAACGCAAACACAAGCGCAAACGCAAGCGCAAACGGGAAAUCUCAGCGCCAAUACGCCGCUUCAUCUCCUUUCCGAGAUUGCAACCAAUGACCGCAGGUCCGCACUACGACCACCGUCGCAAAGCAACAGCAACGAUAACAAUGCCAGUUCCAGUACACACGGUAGCAAUCAUAACGUCCUAUGGGGUCUGAAUCCCCGCCACCAAGCGCCACCGCCACCGCGACCGACGCCACAGCAGUCGUUCAUGCAGGCGUCCGGGGCAGCAGCAGCAGCAGCAGCCAGCGUCCCGUUCAACACGGACCCCUUCGUCGCCCCCCUCCCCAUGUCCCAGUUCACAGAGUACCUCUCCAUGGAAGAGCUGGCCUCCAGCCUCGGCCUCGGCUUCGGUCUCGAAAGCGGCGGGGGCGGCGGGGGCGGCGGCGGCGGCGGCGGGACGACCGCGGGGUUCGUUUACUCGCCCGACCCGGGGGUGCUGUUUGGCCCCGACUUUAGCGGCGGCAACGCCAACGCCGACGGCAAUGGGGCACUGAACGUGAACGGGUUCGAUAAAGACGAUGCGCGUUUCGUCAUGGCCAACAUGGAUUUCCUGCAGGGCAUGCCGCAGGCUUGGGGGGCGGGGGGUGGUGCGGCUUCCGCCGGUGGCGCCGCUGCCGGGGGGGCCGGCGGCUCGUCGUGGGGGAGCGGCGUGCCCCCUUUUCAGAUGUGAAACUUCGAUGCGCCCCUGCCGUCGUACCUGUCCGCCCUUUUGUACCAGGGUACGUAUGACAUGGCUACGUUGUUCAAGAGGUCGUAUCGAAACGAGGAACGUGAAGGGGUUCGUUGUUCGUUUACGCACAGGAUGGGUGGUGUGUAUGUACAAGUCUAUACUGAGGAACGGGUGUCACGGAUAGAUAUCAACAAAUCGGGGGAGUUAAUGGCUGGAUAUCGUUCUUAAAGUUGAGACGCAGGGAGCGUCGAGUGUCUUACCCGAGUCGUCACACUCAUCGUCACGCAUCGUCACUCAUCGUCACACUGGCUUUAAUGUUAAAGCCCACUUCAUCAUCUCAUCCUUC